This is a messenger RNA of Malus domestica (apple), 1473 nucleotides long. Its product is annotated as GDSL esterase/lipase 5-like. The record is from RefSeq and is a predicted model, not a curated record. Gene Ontology annotation, molecular function: lipase activity. Lineage: Eukaryota; Viridiplantae; Streptophyta; Magnoliopsida; Rosales; Rosaceae.
AUCUCAAAUGGCAAGCCUGCAGAUUUGUCUCUUGAACCAUAAAAAAAUCAUCAUCUGUUUAAGUACUCUACUUUUCUCAAUUGGGUUUGGAUCAUGUGGUAGUGAUCAAACACUAAGCAGGAGGACUGCUGCCUUGUUCAUCUUUGGUGACUCCACAGUUGAUCCUGGCAACAACAAUCACAUCACCACCAUUCCUGAGAACCAAGCACAUUACGAGCCAUAUGGGAAGAAUGGCUUCUUUGAAACUCCCACCGGACGCUUCUCCGACGGUCGAAUCAUCGUAGAUUAUAUAGCUGAAUAUGCAAAGCUGCCACUAAUCCCUCCAUUUUUACAACCAUCAACUGCUGAUUAUGCCAAUGGUGUUAACUUUGCAUCUGGUGGAGCUGGAGUCCUUUCUGAAACCAAUCAAGGAUUGGCGAUUGAUCUUCAAACACAAUUGAAAAACUUUGAAGAGGUGCAAAAAUCAUUGACUGAAAAAUUAGGAGAAGUGGAAGCAAAGGAAGUGAUAUCAGAAGCAGUUUAUUUCAUUAGCAUGGGAAGCAACGAUUACAUGGGUGGUUAUUUAGGCAGUCCAAAAAUGCAGGAACAAUAUAACCCUGAACAAUUUGUGGGAAUGGUCAUUGGAAACUUGACACAGACAAUUCAAGCGUUAUAUGAGAAAGGCGGGCGAAAGUUUGCCUUCCUAAGUUUGUGUCCACUAGGUUGCUUGCCUGCCUUUAGAGCUCUGAACAGUAUGAACCCGGAAUCCGGUGGAGGGGGAUGUUUUGAAGCAGCUUCUGCCCUUGCACUAGCACAUAACAAUGCCCUAAAAUCUGUACUCAACAGUCUUCAAUAUAUGCUCAAGGAUUUCAAGUACUGCAACUCCAAUUUUUAUGAUUGGCUCCUUGAAAGAAUAGAGGAUCCCUCCAAAUAUGGUUUCAAGGAUGGAGUGAAUGCUUGUUGUGGAACUGGACCAUAUGGGGGCAUAUUUAGCUGUGGAGGCACAAAGGAAGUUAAGGAUUACCAGUUAUGCGAUAAUGCUGAUGAAUAUAUAUGGUGGGAUUCUUUUCAUCCCACUGAGAGGAUCCACAAGCAGCUUGCAAAGGCUCUCUGGAAUGGACCCCCUUCUGAUGUAGGGCCAUACAACCUAGAACAUCUCUUUUCUGAUAAGGAGAAGCUCACCAUUGGCGACGUGGUUGAUGACCCAGAAGCACAGCAAUUUUCACUUCUGAAGUAGUAGGCUAGUAGCAGGACCAUGUAGCUUGACAGUUUUAAGAGCGGCCGCCGGUUGCGGUUUCCUCGUCGGCUGCGUUUUCUUCAUUAGCAGUUGCCAAAAUAACAUGUGCAACAUAGACACAUAUCCAUCCAUCAGCUAUAAAUAAUCUUGGUCUUUUACUAACCAAGGAUAUUAGCAGCUUUUCAGUAUUACUGAGUAUAUUUAAGGCUCUAUUUGGAUACAAAUGACACUCUACGUAUUUAAGUCUAUGUUCAUAU